Lineus longissimus is the source of this 6088-nucleotide messenger RNA. RefSeq names its product programmed cell death protein 4-like. The transcript has 10 exons. Bases 192 to 1580 code for a protein of 462 amino acids. Lineage: Eukaryota; Metazoa; Nemertea; Pilidiophora; Heteronemertea; Lineidae. The record is from RefSeq and is a predicted model, not a curated record. Gene Ontology annotation, biological process: negative regulation of DNA-templated transcription. Gene Ontology annotation, cellular component: nucleus; cytosol.
UGAAGAAAAGCAAAACAAACUCCAUGUUGUUCUUGGAAUGAGGGUCUGAUAGAUUUGCAUUAUUUACAGAUUUUUGACAUUAUCGUGUACAUAUUUUCAUCUGACAUCUGCACAGUUGCAUAGUACGCAUACUUAAGAUUGCUAAUAUCUAAUUAUUUCACAUUCGGGGAGACCAACGGGAUUAUAAGACGAUGUCUAGCGCAAUGGAACUUCCUGACGAAUUCCAAAAUGGAUUCCUCGCUGCUGACGAAAACAACAUGAACAUUAGCGUGGAGACCGAGGAAGAUGAGCUGAUUGCGAAGUUAGACGAUGGGAAUAAAGAGAUGAGAGUUAUCAAGCGUGCGAAGAGGCCGUCCAAGUACCCUUACGUUCCCAAAGAAGGGUCCGAUGAAGGGGGACGGAGUCCCACGGCGCCCGCAAACGGGGAUCAUAAACCGCUUCCAUACACCAAAAAUAGUCGCAAGUCUCGGACGGGGAGAAGGGGGUUACCCAAGAAGGGCGGUGGUGGCGGCAAGGGAACAUGGGGCAAGCCUGGAUCAGAACUCGAGGAGUCAGGAUUACCGACAGAUGAGCAUGAUCCCAACUAUGAUUCGGAUACUCAGGAAACUUACGCUUUAAAAAUGACGGAACCUAAAUUAACCUUUGAGGAAUUCAAGAAGCCUGUGGAGGAAGAGGUGCUGGAAUACUUUGAAAAUAGUGAUCCUGAAGAAGUGAUACGUUCGAUUCAGGAGCUGAAUAUUCAGGGUGAAGAGAAGCACAAGUUGGUGUACCUGAUUGUCGAGAUGGGUCUGGAACACAAACCGCAUCAUCGGGAGCUGUGCUCUAUGCUCAUCUCAGAUCUCUACGGCAGUAUUCUAACUCCCGAGGAACUGAUGCAAGGCUUUGACGACGUGUUAAAUGAUCUCGCCGACAUAACCAUUGAUUGUCCUGAGGCACCAGCGAUGGUUGGGAAGUUCCUUGCGAGAGCUGUGGCAGAUGAUUGUAUUCCGCCAAAGUUUGUGGUGAAUCACGCUGGUCGGAUUUCUUGUGUUCAAGCAAGAUUAGCUCUGGAGAAGGCAGACACAUUGAUGAAAAUGAAACAUGGUAUGGUCCGGCUGGACAACGUAUGGGGCAUUGGAGGUGGCAGCAGACCUGUCAAGUCCCUCAUCAAAAAGAUGGUGCUUUUGCUGAAGGAAUACCUCUCGGCUCGUGACAUCAAAACCGCGACCAGUUGUCUAAUUGAUUUGGAGGUGCCUCACUUCCACCACGAGUUAGUCUAUGAGGCCAUACUGAUGGUAAUAGAAGAUACUACAGAACCUGCUGCCGAACUCAUGGUCAAGUUUUUGAAAUCUCUCUGUGAUUCUGUCGUCGUAACUAAAACCCAGAUGGACCAGGGUAUCAAACGUAUUUAUGAUAAUAUGCCCGAUAUUUGCCUUGACGUUCCCGCUGCGUAUUGUUUGCUGGAGCGGUUUGCCACCAUGGCUUUCAAAGUCAAUCUCUUCAGCGAGAAAAAUAUGGAAGACAUGCCAAAUCGGGGCCGCAAGCGUUUCGUUUCGGAGGGUGAUGGAGGAAAAGAGAAGCCGGUAUCGUGUUUAAAAUAAGCAGCUAGAAAGCCAACAAACACACAGCUAUAAUCUUUACUUCAGAAGCAUUCAAUGAUUUGUGAGAAAUGUUGUGAAAAAAACCAUACAGAUGUACAUAUUAUGAGAAGCGUUCGACACCAUUGGAAGACGAGGGGAGUGUUUUUUGAAAAGGCAUGUAAAAUGGAAAUGGUAUAUUACGAUAAAGUACUGUCUUGGUCAUGGGUAAAUCGCUAUCUAUUUUGGUAACGAACUUGAAGUGUGGUUUGUGUAGUUUUCCUUCAACCUCCUAUCAUGGGAUUUUUAGUAGCUUAGCACUUUUUACCUUUGUAGAAAACACGAAAAAGUAGGUAGCGGUGUACAUGUCUAAAGUAGGUCACGGUAUACAUGUACUUAAAAGAUCAGAAUGUCUUAAGUGUUUCAUCCCAGAAGGCUUAGGAGAAAUCGUGUGGCCAUUUACUUGUGAUUAGGACUGUACACCAAUACCAAACGAAAUGCCAUUGGCUAGUAUCAACCCAAUGAUUACACACAUCUAUGAUUGAACAAUUUCCAUUUGCAUCUUUUUUUGAAACCAACCCCUGUCCUUCAGUAGUGAAGCGUAUCAGCAGCUUUCAAUUUUUGAAAUCAGGUGUAUGUCGUGUAGCUUUUGACUUGGUUUCGGUUUAUGGUAUGCAACUAUGUGAGAUGUAUUGGUGACUUGACCAUCGGCGGAGUUCUGCUUGUCAAGAUAUUUGUUAAGCUGUGUUAUGUUAAGCUGUGCUUCUGGUGAUAACGGUCUACAGACUUCAUUCAAUAAGUGUAUGUGCCAGUUUGGUGGGGGAUUGAUAUUUGAUGAAGGAUUGAUAAAUAAUCAAACUUAAGCCAAUGACAUUGGAAAUGGAAAGGAACUGGUUUUCUUUCAAGAAGAUUUGUGUUAUAUUUUACCCGUGGCUGAUAUUAUGCAGUCUAAAGUGAUAAAAUUGUUUGAGAAAACCCUAUUCAAGCAUUCAGACACAAUUCUACUGCCUGAACCACGCUGUCUAUCAUCAUCAUCUAUUUGUCUUAUCAAUAAAACCUCUGUGAAAUUGAAAUUUGACCCGAAAGUACCCCCUACUAAUUUUCACUUGUGAAUUUUUUUUUCAAAUUGGGCAUUUAAUUAAAAAAAUAUUUUUGCAGAUUUUGUAAAGAAAAACGUAUUUGCUCAUAAAGUGAAUUUCAAAGAACCUGAGGACUGUGUGUGGCUGUGUUCACCAUUUCAGAUUUUGAUUCCUAUGAUAGUGACAUGCUGUAUUGUCUUGAUUUACUAACACUACCAGUAUAUGUUCUGUGCUAAGUUCUGAAUGUAUUCGCCCUCAACAUGCCUUGUAUUCUAUUCUUAAAAUGUGCUGAUGAUAUUUUUACACCGUUACAAGUUUUCUAAACCACUUAGAUACCGCCCCUCCCCCCCUUCAAUAGCUGUGCACUCCUUUCUUCAUAUUCACCCCUUAUCAUUGCUCUACAGGGUGGCCCAGAAUGACUUUCCCUCACACAAUGGAUACACAAUAAAAUUCUACUGUCCAAAGGAAAAUAACUCUGGGCCACCCUGUAUACUAGGAGAGGCAGCAUUGCUUUACAAUAAACCAUGGUUGGGGGAAGAUUCCAGAGUACAUGUAAGUUAGACCAUUGCUAUCACAAAUACAAAACACAUAUCAACUUGGAAAAAAUCUUAGCACAUGAAGCUUCUGAAAAGCGUUGCUAUUUCCAAGAUUUCUGAAAGAACUGCUUCACACCAUAGUAUUUUAAAGUAGGCUGCAGUCCUAUAGUUUGAGCGUAUGAUUCUCUGUUGAUAGUAUUGUGUAUAUGUCUCGCGAUUGCACAAAUAACACAACUUGUAUCACUUCUAAUAUGCAAUUUUAAAUUCGGUUCGUUAAAAAACUCUGUUGCCUUAAAGUGGACUUAGAUAAGGCCCAGUGCUGAUGAAAAAUAUGGGGUUUGUUUUCUGAUGUCACUCAGCAGGGGCAGUUUUCUUCUCACUGGCAUGAGUUUGUAUAUUUCUGUCUUUUUGUAAUCGGUACAAUUGUAUUUUGAUCUUUUCUUUAGUAUAGCUGUCCCGUCUUGAAAGUGCAAGUUUUUGUGAACGAAAGUAUUAUUUCUGGGAUGCGUUCCUAAACCAUAACCUCAUUCUUUCAUUGUCAAUAAUGUCGUAUUUCCACAGGUUAUAAAAUAAGAAGCUGAAUUUGCCUUCUAACGUCCGGAUCCUUUAUUCUAACACUGCUUCACAAAAUUAUACACACCAAAGUCAUAAUUGAUAAAAUAGUUCGUCGGGAUGACGAUUCGUGCACGUGAUUAGAAAUACUCGGGAGACUGGAAUAACUCUCUCACGCUCUCUCUCUAUCUCUCUCUGCCGAGAGCGUGCGGACAGCUGUUUUGUAUUCACGCGCAGCUUUGUCUGCACCAAUCAGGGGGCAACGUUGAUGCGUCUCCAUCCAAUGAGGAGCCGCAUCAAUGCUGACGUAAUUGAUCACGUAAUUGAUCACGCUGGGGAGAAUGGAGGAUUAAAAGUAGACCGUGGGAAUUUUCCACGAUUAUCCACCGGUAUCUUAUCUAAACCCAAUUCCAAUAAUCCUGCACACUUAAUUCCAAGAAUUACACAUUACAGUGCUACUCAUAAGAAAGGUUUUACAAUUACUAUACAACAAUAAGUUGUGAUUAAAUUGUGUUUGCUAAGUAUUCGAUUAGCAUGCUAAAACAUUAAACUCAAUAGCGCUAUAAAAUGUUUGGGGGUUUUCUCCAAAUUCUUUUCAUGAGCUGACUUUCCAAUAGUAGUUUAUAUAAAUAAGGCAUUUUGGCAAAGUAAUACGAAAUUUAAAUGAGAAAAUGUGCUUCUUGAUCCAAGUACUGAUGUACUGUAAUCUUUUUGAUUAUAUCAUUUACCGUUGCAACUCAAAGGUUAAAUUUUUUCCGCUACCCUGUUUACAUAGGUAUUCUGUGAUCAUAUCAUUCAACAUCAAGAUCAUGUUUAUGUGAGGACUGUGAUUACGAGAAUGGAAUCAAUUUUAGAGAAAUUUGCAAGGAUGUCGGGCCACUUUUUGUCUCUCCACUGCCUGUCUUCUGUACAUAGAUCCUUUAUAACUUUUUCGGCCUGGGCCCAGCAAUUUUGUUUAUUUUGAGGGAAGAAACAUGUACAUUGUGUACAUGAAAAGAUGUACAUUGUGUACACGGAAACCUGUACAUUGUGUACAUGGCGACUGCAUCAAUGUAUUAUUCACCUACCCUCAACUUGACAGAUAUUGUGUUCAUAAUGUUACUAAAUGUCAGGUUGCGUGAACUUAACCAUUUAUGUUGGUAAACCUACGUAAUGAUAGGUACAAUAUCGGUAUGCUGCAGGAAGCAUUUUCAACCAAAAAUAACGACGCCAAUUUUUCUUUGCCUCUAAGACCAUUUUGUUCACUGCAGUCUUCUUCACCGGCCGGCUGUCUGCCGGAAAGUGGCUUUCUUUUCUCAUUUAGCUUUGUUUCCGAGGUUUGAACAUUGACUAAACAUGCUAAAAAAGAAAACUUCGAUUCUAUUCAUGAAAUAUUCUGCAGAAAAUGAACGAAUUUCCAUUAAAGCAUGUGCCAUAUUUUUACAGUACUUUUUUAGCAGCUUGUUCCAUUUUGGUGAGUAAGGUUCCAAAAAUGGUUCUUCCUCUUUAAAAACCAACAGUACGAUGUACAUGUAUAUUAGUGUGCCUUUGAAAAUGGCUGGAGUUAUAUUUUUUUCAAAUUUUUCAUUGAGAUUCACAAUUCUGUCUUUUAUAAAGUCAAAUGAAUUGAUGAUAUUUUUAGUUUGGCCAGUUUUUUCGCAUAAAACCAACAUAUUUAUCAGUGCUUUCUCUUAAUAGUUUUCCUUUGCGAUUGUAAAAUUCUGUUUUGUUCGAGCUCUAACCUGCAAGACAAAUCAUGUAUUUUCUAUACACAUAAUUUUCGGAAGAUACUUUCUAUUCGGUUGCGGUCAUGUAAAUAUUUGCACACAACCCCCCAAAACAUAUACAUAACAGAAUACCUCGAGUCAAAUAUAUGUGUUUUGUACUGGGUGCUAGGCAGCCCUACUAUAAUGAAAAUGCUCCCUGGCAACUGUCCUGUCCAAGUAUUAUGCUGGACGGGCCACUUCUAAGUUACGGUUUGAUGGUGAAAGUGAAGAAGUGUAAAGUGUACAUGUAGUUUCAUUGUGUUGGAAAACCAUUUUUCACCUGAUGAUGAAAUCUUUUAAUCAAUUUGUGUAGAGUUUCUGGUGAAUUCCUUUCUUCUAUCAUUGUUAAUCUUUCUUUGAGGUAAAAUAUGACGACUUAGAAUUUAGUGAAUUAGUGUGUGAUAUAAAUUUCAUUGGAUAGAACUGUAUGCAGUUCAGAUUGUGCUAUGAUUUACCACAGUGGGGUUUGAAUGUCCACCUCUUUAGCUUGUUAGGCCUGGUUAAGCCUAAAUUUGUACUUCAGUUGACAGUACAAUCCAUGGUAAAGGGAUAUUAUGUUAUCAUGUUUCUUUAAAAGUUACCUGUACAGAUUGUGGAGCAAUAAAAGAUUCUUUCAUUUA